AUGUCAAUCACAACUCGGAGUGGGAAAAUACUUCAAGGAGAAAAUGAACUAGUGGUCGAAGUGGAAGAUUCUAAACAAGAAAUUGAGACACAUGUUGAGGUGCCAAUUGUCGUUGAAGCUGAAAAAUUCCCAGAAGAAGUGAAAAUUCAAGAAGUGAGCCAGGAAGAGGUUAAGGAAAAGAUGAAAGAGACACCAAAAAAUCUAGCACCAAUUCCUGGACCUCAUCCUCCUUUUCCUCAAAGACUUGAUAGGAAGGUUGAUGAUAUCAAACUUGAGAAGUUCUAUGACAUUCUCAAGCAAUUAUCGAAAGAAGACCCGAGAGCUUUUACCAUUCCAUGCACUAUUGGGUUGCACAAUUUUGCAAUAGCUCUUUGUGAUAACGGGGCUAGCAUCAACUUGACCCCUCUUGCUAUUUACAGGCAAGCAGGGAUAGGUAUUCCAAUGCCUACAAGUAUAAGGUUUCAAAUGGUUGAUCGUUCAAUAAAGAGACCGGUGGGUAUUGUUGAUGAUGUUCUUGUGAAAGUGGGGAAGUUCCUCCUUCCCGCCGACUUUGUGAUCCUUGAUUGUGCUGUUGACAAAGAAAUCCCUAUCAUUUUGGGGAGACCCUCCAGUGCUACCGGAAGAGCACUUAUGGAUUCGAAACGAAAUGAGAUCAAGUUCCGAGUGAAUGACAAAGAGGUUACCUUUUAA
Nicotiana tabacum (common tobacco) is the source of this 690-nucleotide messenger RNA. RefSeq lists its product as uncharacterized. Lineage: Eukaryota; Viridiplantae; Streptophyta; Magnoliopsida; Solanales; Solanaceae. The record is from RefSeq and is a predicted model, not a curated record.